CCGGCGCAGGUACAUCAGAGGUGGGCAUGCCGAGUAGGUGGGGUCGCUGCUCUCCUCCUGUCCGGAGCAGAGCAACCCAGCAGAUCAGCUCCAGCGAGGAACCAGCGAGGUGCGAGCAGCCGGAGAGGACCGCUUUCUGCAGGAACAAGUCCAAGGAUUGGGAACAGUGAGCAGCGCAUGGUGUCCCGACAUGCACCUUCAUAUCCACCCCUCCCUCCUCGUAACGCUGCUGCUGCUUCUUCCAGUCCAGCAGGGCAGCUCAGUGCAGGAGAUCCAAACCAGCCAUGAGAACAUCGUAAAGAUCAACUCAGCAGGAGAAAUGAUGCAGUGCUCAGCAGCCAUGGAUAUCCUCUUCCUCAUGGAUGGUUCUUACAGCAUGGGGAAGGGCAGCUUUGAGAGGUCCAAACACUACGCAAUCAAACUCUGUCAAGCGUUAGACGUCGGCCCAGACAAGGUCCGAGUCGGCUUGAUUCAGUUUGGUUCCGUUCCUCGGCUGGAGUUCGCCCUGGACUCUCACACUACCAAACAAGACCUGAAGAAGCACAUGAAGAAGGUUUCUUACAGGGGAGGCAGCACCCAGACAGGCCUGGCUCUAAAGUACGUGCUGAGGAAGGGUUUCGAAGGCGGUCGCAACUCCUCCGCUGCGGCCCGGAUCGCCAUCCUCUUAUCAGACGGGAGGUCUCAGGGCAACGCGGUGCAGGCGGCUGCACAGCUCAAAGAGACGGGCGUGGUCUUGUUUGCAGUGGGCCUUCGCUACCCCAGGUGGGAGGAGCUACAUGCUUUGGCCAGUGCGCCGAUGGAGAGUCACGUCUUCUUCGCCGAACAUUUCCACGACGCCGUCAAUGGCCUGUACACCACGCUGACAGCCUUCUCCGUCUGCAAUGCCACACCUACAGGCUGUCAGGUGGAGUUGUUUCCCUGCGAGAGGAAGACACUGGAGACCGUGAAAGAGCUGCAGGGGAAUUUCAUGUGUUGGAAAGGCUCCAAGGGGUAUUCCCCAUACACGUCUCUCUGUCCAUACUACAGGUACAACAAGGUGUACAAGAGACACCAGACAGUCUGCCAUCGGACUAUCUGUCCAGAUCCUUGUGACUCUCAGCCCUGUCUGAAUGGUGGAACAUGUGUAUCAGAAGGUCCAGAGGGUUACCGCUGUGUAUGUCCACCUGGCUAUGGAGGAGACCCACACUGUGCUCCGGCGUUAUCACUGGACUGCUCUGUGGACUUGCUGUUCCUGGUGGAGGGUUCUGCCACGCUCACCUUGGAAGGCUUCCUCCGCCUCAAGUCCUUCUUAAAGCGCUUCCUGCAGACUGUGGUCGGGUCCAACAGCCCCAGUAAAGUUGGCCUGGCGGUGUACGGUGGAGAGACCAGAGUCGAGGCCCAGGUGGGCAAGUUCAAAGGGAACCUGAAGGGUCUGCUUAAGGCCGUGGAGGCACUUCAGCCGAUCGGCGGCGAAACCCAGACGGGCCAGGCACUCCGUUACGUCACGCGCCACGGCUUUGUGAGCGCGCCGGUGUUUGCCGACGUCACGGACGAUCUGCCCCGCGUGGUGGUGCUGCUUACCGCCACGCCUUCAUCUGACGAGGUGGUGGAGCCCUCUAAAUACGCACGGGACAGGGAGAUCUUCCUGAUAGCAGUGGGUCCAGACAGAUUAAAGGGACAGCUGAAUAAUAUCACAGGAAAUCCCCAGAGGACUAUUACCUACACAUCACAGUUCAGUGCCAAGAUCCCUGAACUCAAGGCUAAGAUCUGCAGUGUGGAUACGCAAGGUUGUCUGGGCCAAGCAGUGGACCUGGUGUUUGCUCUGGACGCCUCGGGCAGCGUCAGCCCAGACAACUUUGCAACCAUGCGCGACUUUGUGCGCGGCCUCAGCGUCCAAUUCGACAUCAACCGCGAUGUGGCUCAGAUGGCACUCGUGGCCUACGGUCGGAGAGCCACCACCGUCUUCAACCUGGACACCCACGACACCGGCUCUGCCAUCCUCAAGGCUGUAGGCGACGCCAACUACAUGGGUGGAGUGGCCUCAACGGGCACAGCUUUGCUUCACGUCCACUCUGACAUCCUGACAGUGGCCAAAGGCGCGCGGCCCGGAGUCAACAAGGCAGUGGUGGUGGUGACGGAUGGUUCGGGUGGGGAUGACGCUGCCGUUCCAGCUCAGAAGUUAAGAGACAAUGGAGUUUCCCUGUUUGUGAUCGGUAUCGGAGAUAUACAGAAAGAGAGGCUGCUGCAGAUCGCUGGUUCGGAGGAGCACAUGAUCUCUGUUCUGUCUUACGAGGAUCUCAAGUACUUUGAAGAUGUUCUGGUGCAGAUGCUGUGUUCAGAGGCUAAAAUGCCAGUCAACUUGUGCAAGCCCAACCCAUGUAUGAAUGAUGGGGUCUGCAUCCUUUCCGGAGGGAGCUUCCGUUGUCAGUGCCAGGGCUAUGAAGGACCACACUGUGAAACAAGGAGCAGCAGGCCUUCAUCCAGGGGAGAUCUUCCGAGGCCUGCUGGUCUCAGGAAGAAGAGCAGGCAGAAGAAGAGCCACCAGGAGCUCCUGCAUCACUACAAACUGCACCGCAGGAGACAUGCUGCCUGAUAACACCAUACGCACAUAAAACACACAGAAACAAGUCACUUACGGACACUUAAAAACCAAGGAUUUUUGCGGGUACACAGUGGAGUAAAGGGAAAACUAAUGUAACAGUUUCAAUAUUUAAACUUGCACUCAACAAGUGCCUUCAAACUGUAUGUAUUUCUACUGUGUUUAUUUGUUUGUUUUUGUUGAAUGGCUCUAUUCAAAUAUGUAAACUUUUCUAUUAUAUUAUUAUAUUAUAGUGUAUAUCUGUGUCAUGAUUUUGUGUGUCUAAUCACAACAACCUUCUUUUCUUUAAAUUAAGACAAAAACAUCAAAUUUGUGCCAAAACCAUGCUCUAUGCCAACUGCUCUAUUUUACACCGCUCAGCCAUAAGAUUAUGACCACCUGGGCACCCUGGUGGGUACCACUUUUCCUUCCUUGGACCACUUCUGAUAGGUACUGACCACUGCAGACCGGGAACACCCCACAUGCUCUGACCCAGUCGUCUAGCCAUCACAACUUGGCCCUUGUCAAAGUUGCUCAAAUCCUCACACUGCCCAUUUUUCCUGCUUCUAACACAUCAACUUUGAGGGAAAAAAAGGUCCCUUACUGCCUAAUAUAUCCCACCCACUGACAGGUAGCCAUGAUAACCAGAUAAUCAGUGUUAUUCACUUCACAUGUCAGUGCUCAUAAUGUUAUGGCUGAUAGGUGUAUAUCUAAAUAUAUUGUGACAUUCAUUUUUACAUUAGAUGCUUCCUAAAUUUACUCAAUUGAGUAUUUUUAGAUGUUAAAAAGAUUAUUCUUUGUUCUCUCUAAUGAUCGAGAUGUAUAAAUAGAAUGUAUAUAUGUAUUUCAUUAUAAAUUAUGGUAGUGCUAUAUAACUGCCUGGUUUCUGUGCUUUAACUUACACUAUACUUUACUAAUAUCACUUUUGGGGAAAAGAGAGUCUAUAUUUAAAGAGUGCAAUUAUUGUACCUGUACAACAGCUAACAAGCUCUAAAAUGUAUGAAAUGGCAAGUCAUUUAAAUCAAUAGCCAAAAGUAACAUUUAAACAUUCAAAAAGGUUUGCCAGACCAACAUCCUUUUAUCGAAUGACUCCCCUUCAUGAAUGCUUUAUUACUUCAUUAGAGAGAAGUGACUGAGUUGACUCUAAUUACCCGGUUAAAUUUUAAUGCUGCAGGCUUCCAGUGUCCUUUGCAUUGUUUCUACAGUGAACCUUCAGUUUAUUUUCAACAGACAAGCUGGACUGACUAAAGGGAAAACAUUUUCAUAAACCAAUGUCAAGCCAC
This is a messenger RNA of Dicentrarchus labrax (European seabass), 3840 nucleotides long. RefSeq names its product von Willebrand factor A domain containing 2 (gene vwa2). Gene Ontology annotation, molecular function: calcium ion binding. The transcript has 14 exons. The coding region runs from base 191 to 2572 and encodes 793 amino acids. The record is from RefSeq and is a predicted model, not a curated record. NCBI's taxonomy places the organism in Eukaryota, Metazoa, Chordata, Actinopteri, Moronidae.